Molecule: messenger RNA, 1365 nt
Organism: Chaetomium strumarium
Lineage: Eukaryota; Fungi; Ascomycota; Sordariomycetes; Sordariales; Chaetomiaceae
Exons: 6
Coding region: 133-879 (248 amino acids)
Biological process (GO): negative regulation of transcription by RNA polymerase II; chromatin organization
Cellular component (GO): nucleus; pericentric heterochromatin
Molecular function (GO): chromatin binding
Source: RefSeq, a predicted model, not a curated record
ACAAGCAGCCAUCGCGACUUUGAUAUCUCGCAUAUCGAGCUACAGUGUAACCGCAAGCGCAAGCACCCCAGCUUCAGAGAAAUCGCUUUGUGAUUCCCUGCUGACUGAGACACUCCCCUAAUCUCUACCAGGAUGCCGCCAGCAUUCAGCGACGAGGAGCCAUCAGACGUCGAAAUUGAACAGUCGAGCACGAAGAAGUUGGGUCGCGGGAAAAAGCCCGUGUCGUACCAGGACAACCUCGACGAAGAGGAUGUCAAGAACGGAACGAAUGGUUCGAAUGAUCUUGAAGCGGACGAUGAUAACGAGGAUGGAGACGAGGAGGAAGUCUAUGUCGUGGAGAAGAUCAUGUCACAUAUGAUUGAUCCAAAGCAGGGAAAACCAUACUUCGAGGUCAAGUGGGAGGGCUAUGAUGACGAGGCCGACCGAACAUGGGAGCCAGAAGAGAACCUGGUGGAGAAUGCCUCCGAAGCCCUAAACGAAUACCUCCAGAGCAUUGGCGGCAGAGAAAAGCUCUUGGAAGAAACUGCAAAGGUGCUUAAGAGCAAGAAGAGGGGGCGACCUUCCCCAUCCACACCACAGCCCACCCAAAAAAGGUCACGGAGGAAUGGGGGCCACCCGGUGGACUCGGAGCCGCCGCUUAGUGCGAAGGCCGCAACGUGGAAGCCGCCACCGGGUAGCUGGGAGGACCACAUUGCCCAACUAGAUGCUUGCGAGGAUGAGGUGACCCACAAGCUCGUGGUAUACGUGACGUGGAAAAACGGGCACAAAACCCAGCAUGAGACGAGUGUGAUUUACCAGAGGUGUCCACAGAAGAUGUUGCAAUUCUAUGAGCGGCACGUUCGGAUCAUCAAACGAGAUCCUGAAUUAGAUUCCGCUUGAAAAUUUUGUGAGCGCUGGUCUCUCGAUGCCACCCUACCGCCCCUCGGCAAUGAGUUCGUGCCUGGGAGAGACAUUCACACAGCCCAUCCAGGCCAAGAGGUAUCUGGCAGGAGACGGUAUUACCGAUCUUCGGAAUUCACUGGCAAACGUCAGAUCUCUCACUGCUUCUUUGCAUAGUCUUGAGUGUUUAUCUGAAAGCGAGUUCGGUUGAUUGUAUCGUUAAGUUUUGUUGGGCUUCUAUCCAACGGACCCCUUUUCGAGUUUGUAGUUACUAGUAAUACGCAGCUUGCAACGAAAAGGACCUACCUACCUUAGCUAACUGCAAACACUGUCCAUCGCACUCGCGCCGUUAUGGCGCACCUCAGCCCUUCGACAAAGCUAAGGUGCCCCUGGUUUGGACGCAUCCUUCUGAACCCUAAUUUGAGAAGGCUGGUCGGCGAGGUCGGCUCCAUAAGUGCGGUCCGUGCCCACCCUGUGACAUGCUAG